Molecule: messenger RNA, 14460 nt
Organism: Haliotis rubra (blacklip abalone)
Lineage: Eukaryota; Metazoa; Mollusca; Gastropoda; Lepetellida; Haliotidae
Exons: 4
Coding region: 11664-13208 (514 amino acids)
Molecular function (GO): ubiquitin-protein transferase activity; ATP binding; ATP hydrolysis activity
Source: RefSeq, a predicted model, not a curated record
GACAUUCUUGAUGCUUUACGAAAAUACAUUGACAGAAAAACUUAUCUGUCCAGUGAUGCAUAUGCUGUCUUGUCAUAUAUGUUUGGGAAGUUGAUGUUUCUAUUCCACAUUUCAAAGAGAACAAAAUGUUUUGAUCAUGACCUGUGUAUGGGAAUUCUUCGCAGUUUCCAGAACAUGAGGCCUGAAUCUGUUCCAGGAACCUCACUUGAUGUCUUUGCAGCGGUUGCAGAAUAUAUCACCCACAUUGCUUUUCCAGAAGAAAAGUGGAAGGUGUUGAAACUCCUAGAAUAUGCCUUCCCAUUCUUGCCAACAAAGUUUUUUUCAAGGAAACUUAGUGAAUGUAUUCAGUACUUGAGAUCUGAAAGUUUGUGCAAAGAUGUGAAAAGUUUGGUACAAAUCAUCAGACAUAUAUCAGAACAUUUUCACAGAGAUGAGGAAGGUUGCCAUGACCUUGUGCUGAAAAUUCUCCGACACAGUACAGUACAACAGGUGAAGAUGGUAAAGGAUGAAUGUACAAAAUUUCUUUCCAAAGAAGAAAUAGAAGACUUGUUUCAAAUGAAGGUGGUGCAAGAGAUGAAACAUGUUGGAAAGGGAAACACUUUGAACAAUUACUGGAUCUUUAUGGAAUUAUAGAGGAAUCCUCACUGACAGAUUCUGUAUGUGACCAGCUAAGAAGCACAUGCUUAGCUAUGAUAACAAAUUCACAAAUGAAAGAUGAGGUGAGUGUAGAUGCAGCAAUGAAGCUGGUCUCCUCCCCACAUUUGUUCAGUCAACCAAAUGAUCGCAGAGAAGUUCUGAAAUACUUGACUGCUUCUAAGAAUGCUCUUCUACAUGGAUUGUACAUAGAUCUGCUCAAAGUACAGUACUUGGACAAAGACAGUACCACAGCUGUCAUAGCAGAGUGUACUCAGUGUUGGUUGGACACAGCAAUAAGUAAUCUUGGUGCGGGAAAAUCCUAUGGGAAGAAAGUAGAUGACCUUGAAAAAGUUUACUCGAAGCUAGAAUUGGCCUUGUCACUACCACAGAUUACUGAAAUUGAAGAUUUAACCCUAUCUCUCAGAGAAAAAGCAUUUGGUUUUCUCCACCAAAUAAGUGUACAUGAUUUGCUUAACAAGUUGAGCAAGACAGACAUGUUGCAAAAUUCAACCGUUUUAUCAGUUUUUCAAGAGCAUCUGCAGCAACACCUUUUCAAAGGAAACACACAUAGGUCUGGAAUUCUAUCUGAUAUCACAAGCUUGUCUACUAAGGAUGGCAAUGUGUACACCUACAGGAGGUUACAUGCAAGAGUGAUCACUUUGGCUGUAAAUUACUCAGGCCUUGAGGAAUGUCCUGAUGAAAAUGAUGCCUUGAUGUUGAUGCUACAGAACUGGCAGUUUUGGAAAUUGGUUUUCAAUAUUAAAGGUGAAUUCCAGACAGGCAUAAUGCAAAAUCAGCUUGCACAGAAAGCCAAGAAAAUAGGAAGAAUGUUCAAGGCCAAGCUGGAAAAUAGAACACUUGCGGUGAAGUUCUUGAGAAAACUUACAGAUGGCAAUGACAAGCACAUUCAUGGGUUUUGUGAAAUUGUAGCUUCAAGUUCAGAUACUGACUAUGAAACAGUAAGAGGUGAACUAACUAAGCACAUCGAAGCAAUUACUGUUGCUGAAGGAGAUCAAACAUUGCUGACCACUGUACUGAAAAAGAUCAGUUCUUUCAAUGGCAUUAAUGUCCCAGAUGUAGAUCUUGCUCAGGAUAUCCUUAAGAGGAAAAUAUCCCAAUUUCAACAAGGUGAUUUACCAGUGAAAUGUAUUUUAGAUCAUACACACUGGGAUCCAUUCAUAAGUUUCCUUACACACUCAGACAAAAUGGCAAUAGUAGUUCAGUCUGCCAUCUAUUGGCAAAUAUGCAUGGAAUUAACAAAAGAAUUGUUAUCAAAGAUGGAUGUUUCACAAACUGACACAACUGCAGAUCCAGUGGAGGAUAUUUGUUUUGUGUUUGGAGACACAAAAGUUUCUGAAAUACCUGAGGUAACACUAAGAAUAUGUGCCAUGCUUGUUGAGGAUGGACUAAGGAACUAUAAGAAGAUCUGGGAUCCCCUAUUCAAGGAAGAGGAUGCACAUUUAGGUCGUCUUCUGAUUAUUGUCGAGACAAAAGAUAUCACAGAAGAAAUCAGGCUUGCUGAAAAAAGUUACAAUUCUAUCUUUCCCAAGUGGAUAGUGCAUGCCUUAGAAAUAGUCCGAGCCUACUUACAGUAUGACCAGAAGUUACAUGUGAUCAGCAAAGUAGUUGCUAUUCUUCAACAUAAUUCUGUAGAAGAUGAGUCAUUUGCUGCGACAGUAUGUGCAUUUUCAACACUCAGAGAUGAGAAUUUUGAUCAUAUUUCCUUGCAUCAGCUACAUCAUAUAAGAGAGCUGUUAGAUGAAAUUGAGGCAUUAGUUAAAGAAGAUCUCCAGCAUGUUCUGAAGGAACUUUCAUCAUCAAAAGGUUUGAUAGACUUCUUAACGGAUAAACCAAUGGAUGAUUUGCAUAAUCUUAUUGAUGCUGUUGAGGAACACUCAGAGCAGUCAAUUCAAGAGUCAACAGUUUCUGCAUUGAUAGCUGUGAAAAGAUUCCUUAGUCCCUUGAUGCAUUCAGGAUCAGACAAGACAGUACUUCAAGUACUGGCAGUACUGAGUAAAUCAGUAAAUGAUUCUCAGGUCGAAAAACUAGCAGAAAAGAUCAACAUUUGUAAGACACAUUUGCAUGGCCUUAAAGCUCUGUUCAAUAAUGUAGCCAACAGGGGAGAAAUGACGAAGGAUGUUGUGAAAAACACAUUGAAGAAAGGUGCAAAAAUUUAUUUCAAGUUAGAUGAAAAUGGAUGCAGUGUAAAGCUGUCAUACAAAAGUCAUGGUGUGCUUACAACCCAUACCAGAGCUGAUUUGAAUGAUCUCAGAAGCAGAGUAUUACUGAUGGUGAAUACUGAAUCAAAGAGAAAAACUCCGCGAUAUCAGAAGGACAAAGUCCAAAUGGAAUAUGAAUCAUUCAUUAUCAAAGUGGAUGAGGCGAUCAAUAUUGCUAACAUACUAGACAGACUGCGUCAUUCAGGUUAUCAAGAUUGCAUGAGUUUGCUGAAAGGGGGACUUGACAUAAGUCAUCUUGAGGCCCACCGUGAUAGUCUUGAAACAACCUUGACCGUCUGGCAGAGUGCUCUAUCUGAUAGCAGACAAACUCAUUACUGGCUGAAUUUUUUCUAUCCUGAACAAUUGAGAACAAUUCAUUUGUGCUUACAAGAAGGGAAAGAUGAAACUAUGACAAGGAAUUUGCUUUUCUAUACUGGUUGCCAAGCAGCAAAUCUAAAUUCUGCUAGAAUGACCUACCAGACAGUAUGUGCUUCAGUGGACGUGAUAGACAUACAAGAUACUUUUGGUUUAAAGACAGUUGGGAAAACCUUAGAUAAAGUACUGUCUGAACUGACUUGUCAGAAAAUACCGUUUCCCAAAGACAUGUUUGGACCAAAGCAACCAGUUCGGAUGGCUGAUGCUGUUCGGCCUGGAAAUAUUUUUGUUGCUAGUUUGGAUGAAAACAGCAGCAUGAUUAUUCCAACAGUGCUUGCAUUAUAUCAGAACACUACAGGACACAUUCCUCUCCCUCAUCAACUUCUCUUUUGUCAGGAAGAUACACAGUGGGGAGAUAUUGAACUUUUGUUAAAUAGAUGCCAUGGAUCCCAAAACCUAACAAACCCACAGCUGUUUGUUAUUGUGUCUGUUGAGAAACUAUCCAAUGAUGUCCAGUUUCUGCUUGUUGAGAGCUUGAAAAGUCUAGCACACAGCAAUGUUUUAAUGGCAGUGAUUUGUGAAGGUUCUCAUCAUCCAUUUCUGGAUAAUUUUGGAGAUAGUGUGAAUCAGGUGCAGCCAUUGUCUGAAUCACCAAUGGAAACAUGUCUGCAAAAUCUAUUUCCAAAUGUAGUUACUGUUACAUCAGACCUUCCUGGUCAAGGAAAAUCAGAAACAAUACAAGAACGAGCUCACACGGAAAAUCUGGACAUUUGUACUUUACACCUCAGUGGGGAUGUUACACCCCCAGAAAUGAUCAGAAAGUUAAGAUGUCUUGAUUUGUCACCAUCUCAUGUUCUCCACCUUGAUAUUGGUUUGAUAACAAGACCUUUUGACUUAGAAAAGCUGCUUUUUCAGCUCAUUGUUCUGAAGACUAUUUCACAUAAAUCUGACUUGUUCACCUUGGUGACAAGUCACAUUUACAUUGAAAUUGCAAAUACAAUUGAUAGUGUUUUGCGAAAUUCACUUCAAACUAUCACAUUCUUUAAACGAGAACAUGUGAGAUGGCAAAACUAUGACAAUUUAUGUGUCAGUCAGGAAAUCUGCAGUCCAGUUCAAGUUGUUUGUAAUUUCCUAAAUGUGUACGAAAAUGGGGAAAUGAAUGUUGUUGAUUUGUACUUCAGUGGUGAAAAACAGUGUAAACCAUUGAAAGAACAACGCUGCCAAGAACUAUUGAGAUGCUAUUUCUCAUUUGACACUGAUCUGUCUUUCACAGUUGUUCAAGUUUUCUUAAAUCUUUUGGCAGAUCAGUUGAAGAAAUUUUCCUGCAGUCAUUUCUUUCGGACACAGACAGUAGCUGGAAUGCUUGGAACUCAUCAGGUAAAUGAUGUGAAAACCCAGGUAUUGAAAGCUUUGCUUGAAAUGUCUAAAGAAUUUGCUACAAGGUCAAUGCAGUCUAGCAAUCAAAAUGUCAGUGACAAACACCAAAUGGCAAAAACAUUGGCAACAGCACAAGCAAUGACACAACGUGUAGACAGUAUGAUUCAGUGGUCUCAAAGCAAUCACUUGAUUGUUGCAUUUCAUAAUCAAGACAUCCAGACUCUGUCAGCUCUCUACAGGUCAAAACAGAUGGUACAAGCUAGUGUCAGAAAGUUAUUUGAAACUCAAAUAGGAAGGGGAAUUGCCAGAGUUUUCUGAUAUGCCUCAAACUGAACUGCAAAAGAUUUUGCAGCAUGUUGCACGGUUCAAACAAGGGUGUAUUCCACAAGAGGAAUUGAACAAAAUAGAUGAAAUGUAUGCUUUGACACCGGAUAAUCUGUUGAAAAUGGUAUUGAUUGUGCUUCGAGUGCGUGCACAUAUUCCUGUGAUACUCAUGGGUGAUACAGGAUGUGGCAAAACAAGUCUAAUUCAUUAUCUGUCCAAAAUUUGUGAUGUGGUUUUCAAAGUACAGAACAUCCAUGCAGGUGUUGAAGAGUCUGAUAUAGUUGAUUUUGUGCUUGAAAGUAAUGCUUUUGCUCUGUCCAACAUGAAUGAAAGUGUGUGGGUGUUUCUAGAUGAAAUUAACACCUGCAAUCACCUUGGAUUGAUUAAUGAUAUCCUGUGUCAUCACUGCUGUCAAGGGAACAUUUUGGCACCCAAUCUUAUAGCAAUGGCAGCCUGCAAUCCUUACAAACUGAGAACUGAAGAGAGUAUUUUCACUGCUGGUUUGGAUAACAAAGUUUUACCUGAUGAGCAGUCAAAGCUUGUGUACAGGGUGAAUCCGCUCCCAGAGAGUAUGAUUGACUACAUUUGGGACUAUGGUAGCCUCAGCAAAACUGAUGAAGAGUCCUACAUUAGACGGAUGAUUAAUAAUGCAGUUUCAAGAUACCCCGUCUCUUGUCUUGUGGAACUUCUGACAAUGUCACAAGAAUUCAUCAGAAAAAAGGAACAGACUGAUUCCUGUGUGAGCCUACGAGAUGUCAACAGAUGUAGAAAUCUGAUAAAGUGGUUUCAAGAAACACUAGAAAUGAAGUCUGGACUUAUGAAUAAACCGUUGCCUCAAAGCAGAAAAUUUGAAAUUAAGGCAGUCAUUUUGGCUUUGGCACAUGUCUAUCACUCAAGAUUGCCUGAUACCUUAAGUAGGAAAGCAUACAGGGAGAACCUGUCAAGAGUGUUUAAGAAACAUGGAGACAGUGAAAGUGAGACAGACAUCUUCAAGAUAAUACAUGAAGAACAAAGAGAUAUUAUAGAGAGAAUGGAUAUGCCUGAUGGCAUUGCAAAAAACACAGCUCUACAAGAAAAUGUGUUUGUUAUCAUGAUAAGCAUUCUUAAUAGAAUUCCAGUUUUCAUUGUUGGAAAACCAGGCUGUAGCAAGUCACUGUCAUUGCAGUUGAUAAAAAGCAAUUUACGAGGCCUUGAUUCAGCUGAUCCAUAUUUCCAGACGUUACCCCAGUUGUACUGUGUUGCUUUUCAAGGAUCAGAGUCAUCCACCUCAGAUGGCAUCAUCAAGGUCUUUGAGAAAGCGGAACGUUAUAGGGAGUCAACUAAAGAGGAAAAUGUUCUUCCUGUAGUUGUUUUAGAUGAAAUUGGUUUGGCAGAAACAUCAAAAUUUAACCCUUUGAAAGUUCUUCACAGUCGGCUAGAACCUGGGCAUGGUGAGGUCCCAAAUGUUGCAGUUGUUGGUAUAUCCAACUGGGCUCUUGAUGCAGCAAAGAUGAACAGAGCUAUCCAUCUAUCUAGGCCAGAUAUGGACGCAGAUGAACUCUAUCACACAGGACUGUCUAUCAGUGAGGCAACAGUUGAAGAUUGUGAUGAAGGAGGGAGUCUGUUACAUCUAAACGAUAACAACAUCAGUAAUCAAACAGAUAAAGUACUCAUAAAAGCAAUAGCUGAUGCAUAUUUCCAAUAUGUCAAUGACCAGCGUUUCAAAAACUUUCAUGGUCUUCGAGAUUUCUACUCUCUAGUAAAGUAUGUGUCUCGAAAAUUCAAAUCAAUGACAGUAGAACAUUUUAAUGAUGACCAAAUGAAAGUUGAUCUGGUUGUGAGAGGUUUACUCCGCAACUUUGGAGGCCUUUCAUCGGAAGUUCAAUCUGUUAUAGCAGUGUUUAAAGAGCACCUAGGUGUGAUACUAAACAAUGGAGCUGUUUCUGGUGAACUUGUGUUACCUUCCACCCUUGAACUGGUCCAUGAGAACAUUGAAGACAGAUCAGCUCGUCACUUACUUUUGGUGACAAGAGGGGAGUCAGCUCUGAGCAUUGUUGAAGAUUUACUCAGGCGAAGUGAACGGCAACAUGUCACAAUUUUAGGAAGCCAUUUUGAUGAAGAUCUGAAUGAUGACUACAGCUAUCGCAUUCUCAGCAAAAUAAUACUGUGCAUGGAACAGGGAGUUGUUUUGAUAUUGAAAGACCUUGAUAGCAUUUAUGGGAGCCUAUAUGAUAUGUUAAACCAAAACUACUCUAAAGUUGGCUUAAAGAAAACAUGCAGAGUAGCACAUGGAGCCUAUGGUAACCCAGUGUGUCAUGUUCAUGAAGAUUUUCGGUGCGUUGUUUUGGUUGAAGAAAACAAACUUGACUUGUCAGAUCCACCGUUUCUGAACAGAUUUGAAAAACAGUGUAUCCGGCUUUCAGAUAUAUUGACAGCUGAUGAGAAAAUUGUUGCUGAAGAAUUGGAGGCAUGGAUGACUUCUGUCACAAAAGUUCCAGGUCAUAAAUUCAGAAGAAGUGACAUGAUACCCUUUGAUAACCCUGACUUGAUUGCGUCUUUGGUCCAUUAUUAUUUUUCACACUGCAAAACAAACAUUGACCAUGAAAGCAUAGUUGAGAACUGUAAGAUGUUUCUGAUCAAAGCUUGCACACCAGAGGGGAUAGUUCGCCUUCAGCUAAGUCAAAAGUACAGUGAGGAACCUUGUGAAGUAUUGAAAUGGCAGGACUAUUACUACAAGUUGCCUAUACAUGGGGGACUUCAGAAAUUUGUUGAUUAUGCUCUAUCAAGUUCUGAAACAAACAUACAGAAAGGCAAGGAAAUGAUUUUCAGUCAUACCAAUGUUCAUACCAAUAUUCUUUCAUGUCUGGACGUGCCUUCUGAAAUGUGUCAAGUAGAGAAAUUGAGCUCUUUCAAGUCUGAGAAACAGUUGACAGCCAAGCUACAUGCAUUUUGGUGUCUCCCUGAAAAGAAAUUUCUUGUAAUACAAUGCUUAACAAGCUGUGAUAGAGACAACAUUCUUUUGAUGAAAUCCCUUAUAGAAAAAGAGCUUGGAGAAUACAAAUGUGAAAAUGAGCCAGGCAAAGAGAAGUAUGUAUUUGUUAUACUUCAUAUGGACAGAAAUGAUUCUGAUGAAUCAUUUAAUCUUCUGAACUACUUGAGUGGAUGGAAUUUGACAGUUGUUGAUACAGUUGAGCCCAAGAAAAUUUCCUUGACUGAUUUUCUGUUGAAACAAAAAUUUGAACUUGUCAAUGAACUGAAGCACAUGGUACCACUAGCUCACUAUCUCUUUUGGUCAUUUACUUUGAUAAAAUACCACAGCCGUGCCAGGAGUUUGACAAGUCUUAGAAGCCUGAUUGAGAACAUUUCUACCAAUUCACAUCUCAUGGAAUUCAUAGAAGGAGAAGUGUUUUCUACUCUUGAAACACAAUUCAACCAAUCUGAAACAGAGAACUGGCAAGUCCUUGUGGCAUGUGAUCAGCUGAAACUUUACACAUGUCUGACAUUGCAUGGUGCACUUGAGAAUGAACUGAUGGAAUGUAUGAAAUAUCCACUGGCAGCAAUGGUCUAUAAACUCGAGGCAGCAAAUGCUUGGGAUUGUGCUGUUGGACAAGUGGAGUUUCAAGAACAAAAGUUUGAAUGCUGGAGGCAGCUUGUUUCAACUUUAUCAGUUUUAGACAUUCGUGAUGUGCCUCACCCACAAGGACCAGAGUCUUACCCUCUUAUGGAAUCAGCUUUAUUGCUUGUAUGUCCUUUCAGCAAAAUGUUUAUUGAAAGGAUUGAAAGCCUUAAAGGAUUGUGCACAGAAACUAUUGCUAUGGAAUACCCAGGCAUGGAAAUUGAUGACAUUGAAGAAAAUCUCUCGAAAGAAAUCAGUAGCAGACUUCAAAAUCAAGUUUAUGACAUAGCUCUUGAAUUAUUUGAAUAUUCAUAUGGAGAACAACAUUUCAGUGAUUACCUCCGUGACUUUGUAACCAUAAUGUAUUCAAAUGUCAACACUGAUAUGGAAGAAAGUCUAAAAGUCAGGGUUGUAGAAUGGUCAUUUUUAUCAAGAUUUCAAGUAGAUGGACUACCAUUUGAAGCAGCAGUGACAAGUUUACAUGUUACACAUUGGCUUCAUUUGAAUAAAAUAGAAGCAGAGUUGAAACUUGUGGGUGCUUGUUUAAGUAUAAGUGAAGUGAGUGUGGAUGAUGUCCUUCAAACUUUGAAGCCAGUGCACAUGUUGUGUCCAAGUUCAGCUGCAGACGAACAUUCUUCAUCAGCGACCCAAGUCUCACUGAAGACUGACACUGAAGGGAAAUCAACUGGUGGCUUUGGGAUCAUAAAAAGUACACAUCAAGAAAAAAAAGAAGAUCAGGAUGUUGGAGCCGUUGGAAAUCUCCUCUCUGAAACUGCAUAUGUCAAACCACAGUCAGAUGUGAUCAGUACUGAACACCACCACAAUGUUGUACAUGAAAUGCCGGAAUCUGAACUGGACAUCAGUACCAACCUGGUUACAUUUGCUUGUCAGAAACUAAUUCCUACAGAAAAUCUGCUUGAGACCUCAGCAUUCCAAUCAUGGGUAGGAGGAGUCAGUCUUGUUUUGUCUUUGGCAAGUGAAGUAUCAUUAGAAUCCAAAGUGUUUCAGUCAUUACGGAUGUGUAAUGAAUUUGCAUUGCUUGUGUCAGUUCCACACAACACAGAUAGAAGGUAUCUUAUUGAAAUAGGGCAUGCACUUGAAUCAAACCAGGUUGAAAGUGAUGUCAUAUUUAAGAAGAUUCUUGAAGUAGUACACAAACUGAGUGAAGAGAAAUUGGUUCCUACAGAAGCAUUACAACAUUUCUUUGCAUGUUACAUAAGCAUAUGUCAUGCCACUGAUCCAGAAACAUCUGUAGUUGGUUUUGGACUUGAGGUACUUAAAGAUUUGACAAUUUUUCAAAGUACCUUAAACUAUUUUGGUCCAACACUUUGUCAAAUUCUGAUGAUAGAAAUGCAAGAAUGUGAUUUGAUCAAUGAUGACCUUCUCCAAUACCCUGUACUAAGAAAUCUGGACAGAUGCAUUCUGGAAUUCCAAGAGAAAGGUGAACCAGACUCACAGUUAGCAUGUCUUUGCAUGGAUGUCAUUGAGACACAUUUUACACAAGAGGGAUUGGAGUUUGAUGAUGACAACCUGGACACCAUGUUAAAGUGUGAUGAAAUGUACAAAUGUGAGAGUUUUUCACUGAAACACCUUACAGCAUUGGCUUAUAUAAAGACCUGUCUGUCAAGGUUAGCAUGUGACAUACAAAAUGAAGAGACUGUUGCAAUCCAUGUCUUACAGAAGAUGAAUGGCAUCCUACAGCUGGAUUCAGAUAUUAGCAAAUCUACCAGGGAUAUCAGAACUAAAGCCUUGCAGAACUAUUUUGUCAAGGUACUUUCCCAACAUGAUGGGUUGAAGACAUUUGAGGAUACUCUAUAUUCUCAGUCAGAACAUCUCCCAUUUACCAAUGAAGUGAAAAUUGCAGAUGGUGAUAGACUUGUAGCACUUGAACUAUGCCCAAUGCAGAUGACUUGGUCGGAUAUAUUUCUUUCUGUUUCUGAUGGUUAUUAUGCAUUACCUAAGGACAAUAGUGAAGUAAAAAGUGCACUUAAUGCUGCCAGAACAAAUCCUCAGUUCACCUACUGCGUGUUUGGUGUUGCCCUCCAACACAUAUACCUGGUAAAGACUAUCAACCCUCUGACAGACACUGAAAGAACAGAAAGAGCAAAGAUGUUCUGUGACUUAUCAAAAGACAUUCAUAAGAACCAACUAAAAAUGCUGGAGGCUUUAUGCACAUGUGAUGAAUUUAAAUUCCCACUGCUGCAAAUGGAUAGCCAUAAAUCAGCCAGAGACCAACAUCUUGUAACCUGGAUUCUUCAUCUAACAUGCACAGUGCUUGCCUUCAAUCCUACUGAAAACCAAAUCAGCAGCACUGCCCCUUUGUGGUUAAGACUUCUUAUGAAACCAGAACAAACAUCAACAUUGUACAUCCCAGGAGGGGGAUAUAAUGAGAGCAGUUUGCAUUUGAGCAAAUUUGCAUGUAGGCGAGACAAACUGAAAGACUGCCAUUCCAUUAGGUGUAAGUGUGGUUUGACCACUGUAUUUCUUGCCAGUGAAGAUGUGACAGUCUGCCAUGGCUGUCAGGAGAAUUUUGAAUCAAAUAAGGAAAGUUUGGAGCUGUCAGGUCUCUUGCCUCUGAUGUCCACAAGAAAGCAGGGAUACAUAUACAUUGACAGUAGUUGUGUGAGAAAUGAGUUUCUCUCUGUAGGUACUUUGUCACCUGCAGCAUUUCGACUUUUACAGAUGGCUAUUCAUGGGUGCCUUGCUGUGUCAUUAGCCCUUGGCUUUACUACCACUUCAGAUCUCUCAAAGAUUAUGAAUAUCCCAGAGGAGGUAGACGUAGUACAUUACAUCAGCCAGCAUUUACAAAGUCAUUGGGAUGCUCUUUCUGUUAUGGCGGAAAUCGGAAAUGCACAACUUGGUAAACUUUUUGAAUUUCACAGUGAAAGAUGGGAUGUCUUUUUGGGUUCACAGUACAUCUCAGUUUUGUGAGCCAGAGGACAGAGUAAGUUUUGAAGAUAACUUCAGUGACUAUUUCAAUGAGAUUAUGGUCAGAAGGUUUGGCAUUAUACAGGAGGAGGUAAGAUCUUUCCAUAAGACCAAGCCACAUAGUUCUGCCUCAUCUUGGGAGAUGAUAUUAGCAGAGGCUUCUGAAGAAGACAAUAUAAGUGAAAGGUUGCCAAGGUUGAUGAGGGAAAAUGUGUCGCCCAGUAUUGAAAAUAUGGAAAGGGAAUAUGUCAUUCAACAAAAAAACUGAACAGUUUCCAAUUAUGGCUUUAGUAUUUGAAAAGAAGAAUGCACUGCCUUUGCUGAAACAUCUCAUUCCACUUAUUCAAUGGCACAUGUGUACCAUACGGCAAUCCAGUAAUAACUCAAGAGUUGUGGAAUGCAGAACUGUUGAAGAUUUUAUCCAUAUGUGUCAGAAAGAAGUAAAAGCUGGUGAGAAAUCAGAUCUGAUGAAAACAUUUGAGACCUUCAAGCAGUCUUGGAAUCAACUGAGAGAAGAAAUUCAUGUGUUGAAACACUACAAUGAAUUCAUAUCAGACAUGCCUAGGGUGCAUAUAAGAGGUCCACUUGAAACAUGCAUAAUGACAAAAUCUACUGCACCUAUCAUACAAGUGUUAAAGGCUUUGCAGUCUAUUCAGAACCAAUUUUUGACAGAUUCUGUUAUUGUGAGUUUGUCACUGAACAACCUGUCAACCAGUUUCCUGACACUAAAUGACAGGUUUGCAAAUCUGCAUGGAACAGCUGUAGAAAAUGUUACACCAAGACAUGUUAUUACCCUGCCAGACUUACUUGACAUGCCAAAGUUUUCUCAAAUAAACACAGAAUUAGGACAUGGAAGAGAAAGACUCUAUGAUAUGUAUCAAAUUGAACUUCAAGUUGUGGCAGAAUCCUUGGUAAAUAUGCCAUUACUAUUAAUAGGACCUAAAUUUCCUAUGAUCCGCUUUUAUGAUGAAAGAUUACACAGGACUGACCAACUUCGGGAAGAUAUCAUCAACAUUGUUGGCCAUGAAGCCAUUGACAAAGAUAUCAUCAAGUCUAUUGUUUCACUAAAAGAGAAGAGUUCAUCAAAUAUGCAGACAUUGAUUGACUACUUAGAAAUGACCUUCACUCUUCUCAAAAGAGCUCCACUGUCUGGUCGCCAGAAACAGCAAACUUUGAAUGACUUUCUCAUGGCUUGGCAAUCUUUCUUUCCCAAAAGAGUUUUGGACAUUGAUGCCUUUUGUAAAAGGAUCCGUUUGACUCAGUUAAUAUCUCUCUAUGAAUAUGUAGAAGACCUGGUGGCUGACAUGAUCAUUGACCGAUUAGAAGACACAUACCGAGUCUCUAUGCCUGAAGAAUGUGAAUCACACAUGAACACUGUUCUUGGGAUGAUAGAUUUGAAGUUGCAAGAAGCCCUUCUGUCAGCUUUGAAGAAGACGGUAUUCAGAUAUAUCCGAUUUCAGUUUGCAAAGGCUGCUGAUCCCUUGUCACCUUUACUUAUGCAAAACAUUAUGUGGCCAGAAGGUGGUUUAGAAGCUGUUACAUCAAGAAUUAAACAGCUUGAUGCUGAACUGAUUCAUCCCUGCCUUUGUGUGGAGCAUAUCUGUGAUGCCAUUGACUUCAUUACGCAGGCUGUUGAGGAAUUAAGGAUGAAGGAUGGCAGGAACAGUUCCCAAUAUGCAGGAGCAGGCCAAAAGAAGUCUGGAACUGUUCAACAACGAAAGAAGAAGCUGGCAAAGAAAUUUAGAAAACGUUGAUUUUCUUCUUGUCAGGACACCAUGGAACAUUUACCAGUUUUGUCAAAGAUAAGGAACAGAUUCACUAUUAUAGGGAAAUUUUGUACAUCCUUCUCACAGUAUAUAUGUGAUGUGUUGAAGGACUAUGUUUAUUCUGGUGAAGAAUUCUCUGUCAGAAUUAUUAAUUUGAUGACACACAAUAACUAUAACUGACAAAUCCCUAACAUUUGUGUAUGAUUAUAACAUUUAGUUGUUUAUAUGUAUACUUGAUAAUCCUUUGUGUUUGGACUUCCUUGUAAAUAUGGAUUGAUAAUACAACAUUUGCUAUAUGUAUAAAUCUGUUCAACUCAAAACUUGAAAAGCAAACACUGUCAAUAACUUGAUAUGAGAUACCUGUAAAUAUGAUAUAUAACAUUUGAUGGUACUGGUAUUUUGUAUUCAUAAUGAUGAAGAAUGAUAUUGUUGAAGUAAUGCUUUGAGAUAUCUGAAUGCAUGUUGUAAAUCUGGACAUUCAAAAACCAGAUAAUAGUCAAGAAUUAUUAGUCAGAAAUACUGUCUUACUUGUCAAAAUACAUGUUGUAAAUAUGGACAUUUUGGUGGUAUAAACCAUCAUGAAUAUAAUGAGGCAACAAAAUUUUAUUGACAAAUCCAAAACAUUUCAUAUAUGAUGAUUUCAUUUAGCUGUUGAUAUGUAGACUUGAUAAUAGUAUGUGUGAAUAUGGACUUAUAAUGCAAUAUCUUCUAUAUGAAUCAUAUGUCGAACUCAAAACUUGAAAAACAAACAAGGGGAUACCUGUAAAUAUCAUAUAUAACAUUUGAUGGUACUGAAGUUUCAUACAGAUAUUGAUGAAGAAUGAUACUGUUGACGUAAUGCUUUGAGAUAUCUGAAUACAUGUUGUAAAUAUGGACAUUCAAAAACCAGAUAAUGGUGAAGAAUUGUUAGUAAGAAAUACUGUCUUGCUUGUCAGAAUACAUGUUGUAAAUAUGGACAUUUUGGUGGUAUAAACCAUCAUGAAUAUGCUGAGACACAAUAACUAUAAUUGACAAAGCCUUAACAUUUGUGUAUGAUUAUAACAUUUAGUUGUUUAUAUGUAUGCUUGAUAAUCCUUUGUGUUUGGACUUCCUUGUACAUAUGGAUUGAUAAUACAACAUUUGCUAUAUGUAUAAAUCUGUUCAACUGAAAACUUGAAAAGCAAACACUGUCAAUAACUUGAUAUGGGAUACCUGUAAAUAUGAUAUAUAGCAUUUGAUGGUACUGGUAUUUUGUACACAU